AUGGAGAUGGUCUCCACUUGCAGCAUCGAUCGGGUCUUACUUGAUCUAGAGUUGCUGCUCCUGAACAUCGUCCGAAGCCGGUAUGCUACUUACAUUGCUCCUUGUGUUCGUGAUGCAAUCAAACGCAUGAAAUUUCUCAAAACAUUUCUUAUGCAUGCAAGAAAGUGGAGCCAAAGCAAUGAUUUGUACUUGCAAUCUGACGAUGUAGCAAAGAAGGUGAUUCUUCCAUCUUUCUUAUCUUGCGUUGAAGAUACCUUUCACAAAUACGAGGAGGACAUUCACUCCCUUUCCCUUAUAUCAAAAACGGAUAAAGAUCACUAUUCUAUUGUUAAUCGUGGAGUGUUCCCCGAAAUUGAGAAACAGAUCGAGUUACUUAAGCAAGAAAUCAUCCAAAUUUACUUUGCUAUGGCAAGCAGCAGGUCAUUGCAAUCAAAUUCUUGUAUGACGGAUGAUGAACUAAUGGAAUUCAUAGACCUCAUCCUACAAAAUCUAGCAGAUUUGACAAAUGGCUAUAUGGAUGGGAAAAUUAGUGAAUCAUCUAUUUCUGCUGCUUUGAGUGCUCAAGUACAAGCCCUUGAAGCCAAGCUAACAUUCUUGAAAAGCUUCAUUCCAUUUGCCAAAUUGCGAGGAACUGCAGAUAUUCCUGCCCUGCUGUUGGCUCACUUUGAAGUGGUGGCUUUGAACGCAGCACGCCUCUCUUACAUGUGUUCCUUUUGGGAAGAUGAGGAACUGCACAAACCUGAGUUCUGCUCCAUGAUAUAUGAGCAACAACAGAAAAUCACACCUAUUGAUUUUCAAGUCUAUGAGAUUUAUAUGGAUGUUCUUAGAGCUACAAGAUCCUCAAAAUCAUUGCAUAAUAGAAUGAUGGAUAAGCAGAUAUUGAACAACUUAAAUGAUUCUCUGAUAAGUUGUCUUUGGGAGCAGUUAUGCUGCAGCUCUAGCUUUAUGGAUUCCUUGAAAGACGAAAUGCGAAUGCUCUAUGCAGGACUGAAGUUCUUGAGAAGCAUUUUAAGGGAGCAGCAGGAGAAGAUGGAUGAACAUAAUGAAAAAAUUGGUGCUCUUCUCAGUGAGGCAGCCAUUAUAGUUUGCUCGUCUUCUCUAAACAGAGUGGAAGAAGAAGUUAGUCUCUCAGAAUCCACAGAGGCCCUUGACUGUUAUGAUAUGCUGGCUAAUACCAACAUCCAUAUCAAGCAUUUUAAGGAUCAGAUCAGUGGCUCAAGCAUUAUUGAAAGAAUUCCUUCCUUUCAUAGCUUCAGAGUACCAGAAGUUAGCAAGACUUCCAGCCGCGUGCUAUCAAAAGGAAAAAUGCCAAUACCCCAUGAAGUCAUGGUUGGUCUUGAUGAUGAGGUAGAAAAAGUAAUUGAACGACUUGUAAGCGGAUCAAAACAGGUGAAAAUUGUUCCCAUUGUGGGAAUGGCUGGGCUUGGUAAAACAACUUUAGCCAAAAAGGUUUACAAUGAUAGUUCAAUUAUCUAUAACUUCCAGAUUCGUCUUUGGUGUACUCUUUCUCAAGCCUUUAACAUGAAAAAUGUCUUACUUCAAAUUUUGUGCUCUGAAGGCAAACAUUCCAGGAUGGAUGAUGAGUUAAAAAAUCUGGAUGAACAUGUGUUGCUUGAAAAGCUCUACCAAAAGCUAAAGGAGAAUCGGUAUCUUGUUGUUUUUUAUGAUGUCUGGGACAUUAAGGUAUGGAAUGAGCUGAGAAUUUCAUUCCCUGAUGACAAGAAAGGAAGUAGAAUCAUCUUCACGAGUCGAUCUUCUAAUGUGGCUUCACAGGUUGAAUAUGGAGGGAAAUCUCACAAUCUUCGCCCACUCAGUGAGAAAGAAAGUUUUGAAUUACUGCUGAAGAAGGUAUUUGGAAAAGGAGAUUGUCCUCAAGCAUUGCAUGGAUUGGGAAUGGAGAUUGCCAAAAAGUGCAAGGGAUUGCCACUUGCAAUUGUUGUUGUAGCUGGAGUCCUAGCAACUAAAGAGCAUGGUAUUAUGGUUUGGGAAGAAUUUGCUGAAAGUUUAACUUUGACCAUUGUGUCUAGUACAGACCAGUGCAAGAAGUCAUUGGAGCUCAGUUAUGAGCAUUUACCAUAUCACUUGAAGGCAUGCUUGCUGUAUUUUGUUGCAUUUCGAGAAGAUGAAAAAAUUGGUGCCAAGAAUUUGAUGCGUCUCUGGAUUGCAGAAGGAUUUGUGGAAAAAAUUGAAGGAAAGAGAUCAGAGGUCAUUGCAGAAGAAUAUCUGAUGGACCUAAUUGGUCGAAACUUAGUUAUGGUAAGUAAAAGCAGAUCCAUUGGUGGAGUCAAAACUUGUUACAUUCACGAUUUGAUAUUUGAGUUCUGUAAGGGCGAGGCGAAAGAAAAGAAAUUCCUUCGGGUCCUGCGAGGAUAUGAUGAGAUUUCUACCUUUAUUGAGCCUCCCAACCUGCCUCGGUUGUCCAUUUGCUCCAGUGGAGAAGAUUUUAUAAAGUCAAAGCUAUUUUGUCCAUAUUUAGGUACUCUGCUACUCUUUGAUGCUACUCCAGGAUAUAUUAAGUUUGAGUUGCGUAACAUCUCCUUCCUUUUUCGCAUCUACAAACAACUUAAAGUUUUGAAUUUAGAGGGCAUUAACCUAAUGCUGAAGGAGCUUCCAGCUGAAGUUGAAUCACUUCUUCGUUUGAGGUACUUAUCCCUUAGAGCAGAGCGCAUGGAAUUCAUUCGACCAUCUAUAGCCAAGCUCUCACAUUUGGAAACCUUCUAGCUAAAUUCUUACCGGAGGGUUUCAUUGCCAGAUAGCAUCUGGAACAUGAAGAAGUUGAGGCAUGUAGAUGCAUGGAGUGGCGUUGUUAUUUUUCUAUCUUCCAACGGCAACGUUGUUGAAAACCUCUCUACUUUACCCAAUUUAGACACACUCUCUACUCUCUGUCUUUAUCUUGAUAAAGAGGGAGAGAACAUAUUGAGAAGGAUUCCCAACGUUCGCCGACUUAAAAUUGUCGAUUGUGGGAAACAAAACAGAGUAUGCUGCAACAUGAGUCGACUAGAAUGCCUAGAGUCA
This is a messenger RNA of Coffea arabica (coffee), 3015 nucleotides long. RefSeq names its product putative late blight resistance protein homolog R1A-3. Gene Ontology annotation, biological process: defense response to other organism. Lineage: Eukaryota; Viridiplantae; Streptophyta; Magnoliopsida; Gentianales; Rubiaceae. The record is from RefSeq and is a predicted model, not a curated record. Gene Ontology annotation, molecular function: ADP binding.